AUGUCCGAUUUACAUGAAUUGUGUGGUUUUCAAACGAGACCUAUUGGAUCCAAAUACGUUGAGGAUUUAAAGUUUUAUUUAAAAAAUGGUAUCCCUGCAACCUAUACAAUAGAAGAAGCGUAUAACUAUACACACAACAUAGAGGAGGAGCCAACCACAACUACCACUCCCUUACAUAUUAUAUGUUCUCAUAUGCCUACUGAUGCUUCUAAUGAAGAACUAGACAUUAUUAAUCAAAUGGUAGAAAUCUUACUCGAAUAUGGUGCUGGUUGGUGCCUUACAGAUAUUAAUAAUGAAACACCUGGAUGUAUAUUGAUCAGAAGAAAAUUGAAUGACUCUCCAAUUUACAAGCAAAUUGUUUCUGCUGGUGUUAGAGCUGAAUUAUUAUUAAGAAAAGUUAGUGAAUACGACAUGGAAAUCAUUGAGGACACUGAUGACUUAAACCACGAACAAUUUGAAAGCUUAAAAGAAGAUGAGGAACCUGCAGAUGAAGAGCAUAAAGAAGAGGAAUCAUCUAACAUUUCAGAUAUAACUAAUCAACAAAAUUCUGGACAACUUGAAGAGAACUUCAAAAAUGAUCCUUCUGGUAACCAAGAAACUUACUUAAAAACAAAAUUGGAGUACAAGGAUGAUGCCUUAGUAACAAAAGACAGAAAAGAUGGAGUCAUGAUGUCUUGGGAAACAGAUUUAAUGCGUAUGGGUUGUGAUUCUCUUUUCAGAGGUGCCAAUAUUGAAGGCAAGGUUGAUGAUGAAGUAAAUAUUUUGAAUAUUGGAUUUGGUAUGGGGAUUAUAGAUACUAUGAUUAACGAAAAGAACCCAACUAAGCAAUACAUAUGCGAGGCACAUCCAGAUGUUUUAGCAAAGUUGCGUCAUGAUGGAUGGUAUGAAAAGCCAAAUGUUGUUAUAUUGGAAGGAAGAUGGCAAGAGCAGUUAAACAAACUUUUAUCCGAGGGUAAUGUCUUCUUCAACGGUAUUUAUUAUGACACAUAUUCUGAACAUUAUGAAGAUAUGUUAGAAUUAUUUGAUAUAGUAGUUGGUAUAUUAAAACCGCAUGGUGUGUUCUCGUUCUUUAAUGGAUUAGGUGCUGACAGACAAGUCGUUUAUGAAGUAUACAAACAAUUAGUUGAAAUGGAUCUAGCUAAUUACGGUUUGGUUUGCAAGUUCGAGCAAAUAGAAGUUCCUGAAUCUACGUUGAAAGUAGAGGAUACAAAUGCCACUGAGAACAAAUCGGUUUGGGAUGAUAUUAAAAGAGCCUAUUGGACUUGCCCAACUUACUACCAUCCUGAAGCUAGAUUUAUGGACGUUUAG
Debaryomyces fabryi is the source of this 1308-nucleotide messenger RNA. RefSeq names its product protein-arginine N5-methyltransferase (gene RMT2). The transcript has a single exon. Gene Ontology annotation, biological process: peptidyl-arginine methylation. Lineage: Eukaryota; Fungi; Ascomycota; Pichiomycetes; Serinales; Debaryomycetaceae. Gene Ontology annotation, cellular component: cytoplasm; nucleus. The record is from RefSeq and is a predicted model, not a curated record. Gene Ontology annotation, molecular function: protein arginine N5-methyltransferase activity. The coding region runs from base 1 to 1308 and encodes 435 amino acids.